Molecule: messenger RNA, 2584 nt
Organism: Solenopsis invicta (red fire ant)
Lineage: Eukaryota; Metazoa; Arthropoda; Insecta; Hymenoptera; Formicidae
Gene: alpha-PheRS
Product: phenylalanine--tRNA ligase alpha subunit
Exons: 8
Coding region: 413-2524 (703 amino acids)
Biological process (GO): phenylalanyl-tRNA aminoacylation
Cellular component (GO): cytoplasm; phenylalanine-tRNA ligase complex; cytosol
Molecular function (GO): ATP binding; tRNA binding; phenylalanine-tRNA ligase activity
Source: RefSeq, a predicted model, not a curated record
GGACCUUAUUGUUUAAAUUUUUCUUCGUAUGUUAUUUUUUAUGACCCUUACAGGUACACGAAUUAUUAUAAUUUUUUUUAUCUUGUCGAGAUCGUGAGGCGUGAACAUGUUUAAACAUGUUUUAUCCUGAAAUAUUUUUUGUAAAUUGCUGAUACGAUUAAUUGCUAUUAUGUUCUUAUUAUAAUAUGUUCUUCGUUUUUUCUAAACUGAUUCUAUCACUCGUUAAUCUAUUAAGUAAUACGGGAACAUAUGGGAACUAUUUAAAUCAAUGAAACUGAAUUGAAUGUCAUCAUUCAUCAUUUCGCCUAUUGUGUGUAGACUUACGUACCACGUGGUUUUGUACCGGUUACGACAAAUUUGGGUACGUACGACACGUUUGCGUGGAAGCUGGUGGAAGCGCUAGCGGUGCAAAAUGGCAAGACAGUUGACAGACCGAAUUUUAGAAUAUUUGGACGCGCAUGGCGAAACGAAUUCGUUGGAUUUGGCGGACGAGUUUCAGGAGGAUCAUCAAAAAGUCGUGGGCGCGAUCAAGAGUCUCGAGACGGUCGAUGACUUGAUCACAGUAAAGCCGAUUUCCAAGAAGAAAUGGGAACUUACCGACGAAGGAAAACACAUAAUAGAGCAUGGUAGCCACGAAGCUGUCAUUUACAAUGCCGUCCCUGACAAUGGGAUACCUCAGUCGAAGCUCAUCAAGUCUAGCCCUUAUGCUAAAGUCGGUUUCUCUAAGGCGAUGGUUGCUGGAUGGAUCGAACUCGAUAAGAGUGGAGACGUUCCUAUUGUACGAAAGAGGGUACCGUCCAUUGUAGAUAUCAUACAGGCACAUCUAAAGAAUCUUGCAAAUGUCCCAGAAAAUGUUAAAGCAGAGUACAAGAAGAGGAAGCUUCUGCAAGAGGUGAUAAUUAAAAUUAUGCAGCUUGAAAAGGGACCAAAUUUUUCUACAAAAUUAGAAAAAUUAGAGGCGGACUUGACAGCAGAUUUAUUGGUAAACGGUGCUUGGAAGAAUAAGAAAUUCAAACCAUAUAAUUUUGAAGCAAUGGGUGCAUCGCUUCAAAUUGGAUAUUUACAUCCAUUGUUAAAAGUUCGUCAUGAGUUCAGGAAAAUCUUCCUGGAAAUGGGAUUUACGGAAAUGCCAACGAAUAAUUAUGUAGAAAGUUCUUUCUGGAAUUUUGAUGCUCUUUUCCAGCCACAACAACAUCCCGCUCGCGAUGCACACGACACCUUUUUUAUCUCUGAACCACGUAAUAGCACUAAGUUUCCUAUGGAAUAUCUUGAAAGAGUCAAAACUGUUCAUAGUGUAGGAGCAUAUGGAUCUCAAGGUUACAGAUAUGAUUGGAAGUUGGAAGAAGCACAAAAAAAUUUGCUGCGCACUCAUACAACAGCCAAUAGCGCACGGAUGUUGUAUAAACUUGUAAAGGAUGGGAAGUUUAAGCCAGUCAAGUAUUUCAGUAUUGAUAGAGUAUUCCGCAAUGAAACUCUAGAUGCGACGCAUCUUGCUGAGUUUCAUCAGGUUGAGGGUGUCAUAGCUGGACACAAUGUUACAUUGGGUAAUCUUAUUGGCAUUUUGUAUGAAUUCUUUGGUAAACUUGGCAUUACUCAGCUUCAAUUUAAACCUGCAUAUAAUCCAUACACCGAGCCGAGUAUGGAAAUAUUCUGUUUUCAUAAUGGCCUGGGGAAGUGGAUUGAGAUUGGCAAUAGUGGUAUGUUUAGGCCUGAAAUGUUACUACCAAUGAAUCUACCUCCCGACGUGAAUGUCCUUGGAUGGGGUUUGUCGUUGGAAAGGCCAACAAUGAUUAAAUAUGGUUUGAACAAUAUACGUGAUCUGGUUGGGACAAAAGUGGACAUGGCAAUGGUUCAUAACAAUCCUUUAUGUCGAUUAGAAAAAAUGACUCGUUCUCAAUGGAAAACGCGACAGCAAGAAGAGAAGUCGGUUGAGACGCAAUCAAAUCAGGAGAUAAAGAUCAAGCGAGUGACGAAACAUCCGUCAGAAAAGUCAAAAUUUCUAAAGCAACAACUUGUUAUUUUCUGCGAUCCGAAGCAUCCAUUAUAUUUCAUCGAAGUUUUCUUGAAAUUUAUAUCACCGCAUUUUCAUGUUUCUGUAUCAACACACGUUCAUUCCACGGUGACAAAGUUGCCUGACCAUCUUGUUGACUUUUGCUCGCCGUAUUUCGCUAAGAACGCAAAUGUGGAUAUAUCACUUACUGUAAUUUGGAAAACUGUUGGGAAGGAUCCCAUUAUGGUGUUGCCAGGAAUGUAUAAAAUUUUAGGGCUGGUAAAUAUAGCACGGUAUUUAAAUCGUUUAAUUGAGCAAGUCGAUCCGAGCAUAUUAAAAUAUGAAACAAUGGGCUCACAUUAUGCGACUAAAAUAGAUUCUUAUUUAGAUCAAAUACAUUGUACUAUACAUGAUGCGGAAACCAAUAACUCGCUGACAAUACAUAAAGAGUCACGUUACAUAAUGGGAAACGAUAUUUCAAUACUUGAUCUUAUUGUCGAAUGUUUGCAAUAUGAAGUAAAAAAGAGGAAUUAAUUUAUUAAAUCUCGUUUAUUUUGUAAACAAAAAAUAAACUUUAGCUGUGCUAAAAAGAAA